This is a messenger RNA of Chaetomium strumarium, 1534 nucleotides long. RefSeq lists its product as uncharacterized. The record is from RefSeq and is a predicted model, not a curated record. The coding region runs from base 290 to 1534 and encodes 414 amino acids. Gene Ontology annotation, cellular component: cytosol. The transcript has 2 exons. Gene Ontology annotation, molecular function: oxidoreductase activity. Lineage: Eukaryota; Fungi; Ascomycota; Sordariomycetes; Sordariales; Chaetomiaceae.
CCUCCUACGUCAUUCUUGGUCGCGAUUUUGAAUGCCAUACUACCUUUACGACAACACGCUACAGGCAAAUGUCACGGCACAUGCAGGGCAUAGCACUACUGUCAUAGAACUGUCUAGUGUUUACCGGCAUCGCCAGUGAUCUACCAUUCGUCCAGCCAACACCCGUUCCCGUCAAAUUGAUUCAGUUGGGCACGAGAAAAACCAACCUAGGUCACUAGAGCAUAGACUCUAUACAGAGACCAGAGUCCCCCCUAUCUCCCGGCGACUAGGUAUCCUUUGAGACGCAACGAUGGACGUCGACCCCAACACUGGUCUUCCCAUGGGCCUCGCCCCUGUCCAUCCCAACGUCGGAAAAAAGAACGAGUUCAAGAUCGGCGCCAUAUUUCCGUUCCGAACAUGGCGGUCGCUCCCUUCCCUGUCCACUGCGCUACUCAACAUAUCCAUCUCGACGGGGACUCUGAUCGUGUCUCUGGCUAGUCUGGCCGUGUCUAUCGCAGUAUUCCUGCCGAUCGGCGCGGUCAAGACCGUCGGGGAUCAGGGCAUCCGGUUCGUGACGGGGAGGAGGUCGUCGAGCGAUGGCGCUUCAUGGGGCGCCAUCGGCGGACGGCGAUGUGUGGUGAUCAACGGUGCCAGCGCGGGAAUCGGGGCAGCAUUGGCCAUUGAGUACGCCGCACCAGACACGCACCUGGUCCUCAUUGCGCGAGACCUCCGGCGCCUGCACGAGGUCGCCGCGAGGGUGCAGUCCAGGGGUGCCACGGUCGCUGUGCAUUCGCUGGACUUCUUCGACCCGGCCAGCCUGGCAAAGCUCCAGCAACUGCUGCAGGAAGUGGACACGACCGCGGGGGGCAUCGACGUCGCUAUCUCAUGCACGAGUGUGACAGGCCACCGCAGCGACGUCCUGGGGCCCAACCUCGCUCACAUCCCCCCAACUGCUGCUGCUGCGCACUCUGCGUCGGACGGACCGCAAGGGAGCGAGUACUGGGGCGCCACAACCGCGUCGCGGAUGCUGCAGGUCAACGUGGCCGCGUGCCAGGAGUUCAUCCUGCGGUCGUGGGAGCUGAUGAAGGCGCCGCGGCGACUGCAACUGCAAAGUGGUGCUACAAGUAGUAGUAACUUGGUCGGCCCUGGACCCAAGAUCAUCGUGCUCUCGUCCUCGACGGCCUUCUUCACGCCGGCGACCUUCGCGCUGUACGCGGCGGCCAAGGCGUACCUGUACUCGCUGGCCCGCUCGCUGCAGGUGGCGUCGGCGCCGUACGGCAUUGGCGUGGUGGCUGUCACGCCUGGCUUCAUGGAGACGGGCCUGACGGAGAACAUGAUCCGGACGGGAGCGACCUGUCCGCGGGCGAUCCUGGGGGAUCCGAGGAAGCUGGCUAGGAAGAUCAAGCGCAGCGAGGAGGCGGAUGAGCUGCUGGUUUUCUACCCAGUAUCGCAGGUCUGGGCGCUGUUCUCCGCCCGCGCGCUGAAUCCGCUGCUCGAGACGCUGGGUCUGUGGGCGGGAGCUGCAACGGGCGUUGCCUCGUGGUUCUUCAGCUAG